CGCGCGCGCUCUCCAAGGCCUCCUGUUCUAGUUCCAGCCCUAGCAUGACAGCAACGCUAAGCCUGGUGCCCGCGGGCCGCAGCUGCUGGGACGAGCCGCUGAGCAUCUCCGUGCGCGGCCUGGCCCCCGAGCAGCCCGUCACGCUGCGCGCCGCCCUGCGAGACGAGAGAGGCGCGCUCUUCCGCGCCCACGCGCGCUACCGCGCCGACCCCCACGGCGAGCUGGACCUGGCGCACGCCCCCGCGCUGGGCGGCAGCUUCGCGGGGCUCGAGCCCAUGGGGCUGCUCUGGGCCAUGGAGCCCGAUAGGCCGCUCUGGCGUCUGAUCAAGCGCGACGUGCAGACGCCCUUCAUGGUGGAGCUGGAGGUGCUGGACGGCCACGAGCCCGACGGCGGGCGGCUGCUGGCGCGGGCGGUGCACGAGCGUCACUUCAUGGCUCCCGGGGUGCGGCGUGUGCCCGUGCGCGAGGGCCGUGUGCGCGCCACGCUCUUCCUGCCUCCAGGAAAUGGACCCUUUCCUGGGAUCAUAGACAUUUUUGGAAUUGGAGGUGGCCUUCUGGAGUAUCGGGCUAGUCUGUUGGCUGGGAAGGGCUUUGCUGUCAUGGCUCUGGCUUAUUAUAACUAUGAUGACCUCCCCAAGAGCAUGCACACAUUCCACCUGGAGUACUUUGAGGAAGCUGUGAACUACCUGCUCAGUCACCCUCAGGUCAAGGGACCAGGAAUUGGCCUGCUGGGAAUUUCCAAAGGGGCUGACCUCUGCCUCUCCAUGGCCUCUUUCCUGAAAGGCAUUACAGCGGCUGUCAUAAUCAAUGGCUCUAUGGCCAACGUUGUUGGAACAUUGCACUACAAGGAUGAGACCCUGCCCCCUUUGAGCAUUAACAUGAAUCGAAUCAGAGUGAUCAAAGAUGGCCUUAGAGAUAUUUUGGAAGCCCUGAAUUGCCCUUUAAAAGGCCCUGACCAGAAGAGCAUCAUCCCUGUGGAAAGGUCUGACUCCACCUUCCUGCUCCUUGUGGGUCAGGAUGACCGCAACUGGAAGAGCGAGUUCUAUGCCAAUGAGAUCUCCAAACGCUUGCAGGCCCAUGGGAAGGAGAAGCCCCAGAUCAUCUGCUACCCAGAAGCAGGGCACUACAUUGAGCCCCCUUACUUCCCCCUGUGCAAGGCUUCCUUACAUGCAUAUAUUAAUAUGCCUGUCAUCUUUGGCGGGGAGCCUAGGGCUCAUGCCAUGGCCCAGGUGGACGCAUGGCAGAAACUCCAGACUUUCUUCCACAAACAUUUGGGUGCUGAAGUGAGAACAAUCCCAGCAAAACUGUGAUUUUUUUUGUGUGUGUGUGAGUAGUGACACUUCUGAUGUUGAUCCCUCCUGAGAAGGCUGCCACUGUUAGGAUGUGCAUGUAUUUUUCUCUCCUUUAAUAAAGUCUUGAGUUUCCCCACCCCCAAAGCUUUUAUGGACUGAGUCCUCAUGGUUUGAGGACACAGUGGUUCCUACCUCCUUAUGGCAAUGAAGAUUGAGCCCAAGGUUUGUGCAUGGUGGGCUAGCUCUCAGCUGCUGAGCUAUCCCACUCUCCCUUAGAUGGCAGCGGUUUUAAAGAAACUUGAGAGGUUGAGGAGCAUAUCUACUCCCUGGCACAGCAUGUGACUGACAACUCCAGUUACAGGAGGAGAAGUGAACAACAUGGACUGGCCGUGCCUGCUACAUAACGCGGUCCAGUAACUACAUACUAGAUGACUGUAAAUAAAUCUGUAACUGCUGCACAAGAAAGCAUGUGCUGUGGCCCCUUGUGCCGGUGAGAUCCACAUGGCAGACUCUACCGCUGCCCAUGGGUUGAAUUAUUUGAAACUUAUUCCGGCCAUUAUUCCUUAGACACUAUGUACCGAUUUAAGAGCUAUUUAUACAGUGCUUGUGUUACUCUUAGGGACUUAAGUAUUCUGGAUGUGAUCAUAAUGUUUUAAAGAUUUUCAGACUACAUGCCAAUUCCACACCAUUUUAUAUCAAGUACGUAAAUCAUAGCAGUUUGGGGGUCCAGCAAAUGACUGUAAUAUCAAAAUCGUUAUAAUACCAUGGCUGAGCUCCCCUUCUUAGAAUGUAAGUCGUAGCACUUUAGUUACAAACUAUUUACUGGUUAAAUCUAAAACUGAUAAAAUAUUUAAAGCUAAAACACAUCUAACUUUCUGAUAUUUUUUCAAAUGAAUGAGGAUUCUUCUAGUAAAGAAACUAUAUUUGGGUUUCUGUUAAUAUGAUAGGCGCACAGCUUUAGUGUUUCAAAGUUGAUAAAAUAGUUACAUUGGGACUAUAAUUUUUAACAAUGAUAAUCAUAAAAAUAUGUAAAAAUGAGACCACCUGUUAUAAAUAGUUCAAUAAACUUACAUUUCUUAAGCCCUUAACUGUAUUUAAA
Messenger RNA from Microtus oregoni (creeping vole), 2391 nucleotides. RefSeq names its product acyl-coenzyme A thioesterase 5-like. Lineage: Eukaryota; Metazoa; Chordata; Mammalia; Rodentia; Cricetidae. Gene Ontology annotation, biological process: acyl-CoA metabolic process; fatty acid metabolic process. Gene Ontology annotation, molecular function: fatty acyl-CoA hydrolase activity. The coding region runs from base 45 to 1310 and encodes 421 amino acids. The record is from RefSeq and is a predicted model, not a curated record. The transcript is spliced from 3 exons.